Owenia fusiformis is the source of this 1458-nucleotide messenger RNA. The record is from the annotation of a GenBank genome assembly. NCBI's taxonomy places the organism in Eukaryota, Metazoa, Annelida, Polychaeta, Sabellida, Oweniidae.
AUUUAUUCUCAGUAUCAUUAUCGUCUUCCUAAAUGUAUAUUUUUGAGGCUGAAGUAUGGACUGUUUCUUUGGUUUUAGAUCCCUAAGAUGCUUGGUGUACUUGUAAUUCAACUAUGGCUUUUUCUAAAUGACAACUGCUAUGCCGUCAAUGUAUCUUCGUUGUUCGGAUUGGACUCGAAUGCACCAAAAUCACUUUGUAUCGACUUGGUCUUCAUGGUGGAUACAUCAUGCAGUGUUGCUGGUGCUGAUUUCCCGAGGAUUCAGAAAUUUAUAACCGAUAUGGUAGAUGGGUUUGAAGAACUAAGUCCAUUAGCAACAAGGGUUGGACUUGGAAUGUUUGACAUGGGGGCUCGUGUCAUCGUUCCUAUUGAUCAGUUCAGUGAUAAAGAGCAGCUCAAGGACGCCAUCACUUCUGCCAGAUGGAAAGACGAGGGUUGCCGCACGAAUACAGAUGUAGCUCUUCAAUUGGUCAGAGAUGAUCCUGGCUUACUUGGUGGGCGGAAAGAAGAGGGGAAAACCCGGAUCAUGGUUAUGAUUACAGAUGGUAUACCGUUCUAUAAAGGAAACGAGAAAUCAGAACAGCAAGCUAUAGACGACACUAUUGCCCAAGCCACACUGAAUAAGAAAGAUGGGAUAAUCGGCAUAGUCGUGAUGGUGCGAAACAAAGACGGAGAAAUUAUUCCAGAAGACAAACACUACAUAUUUGAUGCAAUCGCUACUGAUAAACUGAAGUUUGCUAUUGAUGACCUUGUUGAGGGAGUUAAAGUCGUCUUCAAAGCAUUGGCUCACUUUAGAUGCCCAUAUAUAUGCUCCAAGAAAUUGGACAUUGUGUUUGCGUUGGACAGAAGCAAUAGCAUCACUCGUGAGAACAUUAACAAGACGAAAACAUUCUUCAAAACACUUACCAAGUCAUUCACCCUUGGGAUGAAUCACACAUGCAUUGCAAUGAUUAGUUACAAUAAACGCGUAUAUAACCACUUCAAUCUGGCUGAUUCACACAAGUACGAUAUCGUUAAGUUGAUAAACAAGGUUCCUGAUGAUAAUGGCAUGUACACCAAUACUCAUAAAGCUUUGAAAAAAGCUAGACAGGAAAUAUUUCGUCAUUCAACCCGUGGCGAUACAACUACUAAAGUUACGGUAGUGGCUACUGAUGGUGUAACUUGGAUAGCUGGUAACAUUGCAGAAUCUCCGCCAAACCGAAGAAAUCCAACGAUUGCGGAAGGAUAUUACUACUCGUUAUUCAGAUACAAUCUAGUAUUAAUUGGAGUACCAAAUUUUAACCAUAAAUAUGGUUAUGAAGAAUGGAUCCGAACUGCAACUGAUCCUGAUUUUGAUCCCAAUAACCCAGAAUCUUCUCCUGAUGACAAUAUUUUCAAUCUCCAAGAUGGAAGUUCAUUUGAUGAUCUCACAUCCGUGGCUCCAUAUAUUGCAGAACAGAUUUGUUCAUUAGCCCCUUAG